CUCAGAAUCCUUGGUCUUCCGACACGCCUGGCGGGAAGAUGUCAUCAUUGCCAAGAAGAGCAAGAGUACAGGUCCAGACUGCAAUAUCCAAAGAUGAAUUUUCUUCCUUUUCUGAAUUAUCAUCUGCUUCUGAAGAAGAUGACAAGGAAGAUAGUGUCUGGGAGCCCCAAAGGAAAGUCCCCAGAAGCCGUAAGCAGUCUGCUCCCAAGGAAUCCAAACCAAAGAGGGUACCUCGAAUGAAGAAGAGUACCCCACAGAUCAGUGAUGAUUCACAAAGUGUGACUGUUAAGGAGGAGCUGAAUAACUCUGUGGCUAUUGCUGAUGCUAAUUUGGAAGACAGAAAGCAAAUUGUACAGACUCAGAAAACAGUGAAGACAAAACGGAAAAAUUUAGUCCCAAGGACCAAAAAGCGGAAAUGUGAUGAAGAAACCAGCAAAGCCGGCAACUUAGAUACUGGAAGUAACAGCACAGAGACACCAUCCACAAGCACCGUAUGGGAAGGUGCAUGCAAGAAGGAAGAAAACGAAGAUGACUUUACAUUCAGUCAAUCUCCUUUAAAGAAAAUGAAAACUGAAAUAUGUCCUCAGGGGCAGCCUGUCAAAUUUCCAGCAAAUGCCGACAGUAUUAAAGAGGAGGUAGAAAUGAACUGGGACAUAGUACAGGUUUUAUCUGAGAGAACUAAUAUUGAACUUUGGGUUUGUGCCAACAUCAUUCGUCUCUUUAAUGAUGAUAACACAAUUCCCUUCAUUGUACGUUAUCGAAAAGAGCUCAUUAAUAACCUUGAUGCUGAUUCCUUGAGAGAAGUUCGGCAAACCCUAGAGGAACUACGGGCUGUUGCAAAGAAGGUUCAUGGUACAAUACAGAAAAUUAAGAAGGAGGGAAAGAUGUCUGAUUGCUUGUUAAAAGCCUUGCUAAACUGUAAAACUUUUGAAGAACUGGAACAUGUGUCUGCUCCGUAUAAAACUGGGAGCAAAGGCACCAAAGCCCAGAGAGCAAAACAGUUGGGAUUAGAAAGAGCAGCCUUGACAUUGCUUGAGAAUCCAGGGGAGCUCAAUCUGCUAUCUUACAUUAAACCUGAUGUUAAAGGGCUUUCAGCACUCCAGGAUAUUGAAACAGGAGUGCAGCAUAUUUUAGCAGACAUGAUUGCUAAAGACAAAGACACACUUGACUUCAUUCGCAAACUAUGCCAAAAUAGAUACAUUUGUAUCCAGUCAUCUCUGGCAAAAGUGUCCUCAAAAAAGGUAAAUGAGAAAGACAUUGAUAAGUUUCAGCUCUACCAGAAUUUUUCAUGCAACAUAAGAAACAUCCAACAUCAUCAGAUUCUGGCAAUUAAUCGUGGAGAAAAUUUGAAGAUAUUAACAGUCAAGGUCAACAUUCCUGAUGGAGUGAAGAAUGAGUUCUGUAGAUGGUGCAUCCAAAACAGGUGGAGACCACGUGGCUUUGCAAGGCCAGAGUUAAUGAAGAUCUUAUAUAGUUCCCUGGAUGAUUCCUUUAAACGCCUUAUUUAUCCUCUCCUCUGUAGAGAAUUCAGAGCCAAACUAACAUCAGAUGCAGAGAAGGAAUCAGUAAUGAUGUUUGGACGGAACCUCCGUCAGCUUCUUUUAACAAGCCCUGUUCCAGGACGCACCUUGAUGGGAGUAGAUCCUGGUUACAAACACGGUUGCAAAUUGGCUAUAAUUUCUCCUACCAGUCAGAUACUUCAUACUGAUGUGGUUUACUUGCACUGUGGGCAAGGCUUCCGAGAGGCAGAGAAAAUAAAGAAGCUUUUGCUGAAUUUCAACUGCAGCACUGUGGUGAUUGGAAAUGGAACUGCCUGCCGGGAAACAGAAGCUUAUUUUGCUGACCUGAUAAUGAAAAAUUACUUUGCACCACUGGAUGUUGUUUACUGUAUCGUCAGUGAAGCAGGAGCAUCAAUAUACAGUGUCAGCCCUGAGGCUAACAAAGAGAUGCCAGGGCUGGACCCUAAUUUGAGAAGUGCAGUUUCCAUAGCAAGGCGUGUACAGGAUCCAUUAGCUGAACUAGUGAAAAUUGAGCCGAAGCACAUUGGAGUUGGAAUGUAUCAGCAUGAUGUAUCCCAGACAUUACUCAAGGCAACACUGGACAGUGUUGUAGAAGAAUGUGUCAGCUUUGUGGGAGUGGAUAUUAACAUCUGUUCAGAAGUUUUGUUAAGGCAUAUUGCAGGACUCAAUGCCAACAGAGCUAAAAAUAUUAUUGAAUGGCGAGAGAAAAACGGACCCUUUGUUAACCGAGAACAACUGAAGAAAGUGAAAGGGCUGGGUCCAAAAUCCUUCCAGCAGUGUGCUGGCUUCAUCAGAAUCAACCAGGAUUAUAUUCGAACAUUUUGCAGUCAGCAGACUCAAUCUUCAGGCCAAAUUCAAGGAGUUCCUGUGAUGUCUUCAGCAGGUGUUGAGGUCACAAAUGAGAAGCAGGGCAAAAAGAAGAACAAAACUACAGCAAAUGUUGUACUGAAGCCAGAUCCUUUGGACCAAACUUGUAUUCAUCCGGAAUCAUAUGACAUAGCAAUGAGGUUUUUAUCAUUCAUCAGAGGGACACCAUGUGAGAUUGGAAAGACUGAAAUGCAACAAAAAAUAAAUGCACUCGUUGACAAGGAAGGAAUAGAGAAAAUUGCAGAAGGAUUGAAAACAACAGUGUCUACCUUACAGGUCAUCAUAGAUGGUCUCAGCCAGCCUGAGAGCUUUGACUUUCGCACAGAUUUUGAUAAACCUGAUUUCAAGAGAAGCAUAGUCUGCCUAGAAGACCUACAAGUUGGGACAGUUCUUACAGGCAAAGUUGAGAAUGCCACUCUGUUUGGAAUUUUUGUGGAUAUAGGAGUGGGGAGAUCAGGGUUGAUUCCCAUACGAAAUGUAACAGAAGCAAAACUUUCUAAAACAAAGAAAAGAAGAAGUCUUGGACUGGGCCCUGGAGAAAGGGUGGAAGUUCAAGUACUCAACAUUGACAUCCCCCGAUCUAGGAUCACCCUGGACCUCAUUCGAGUGUUGUGAGUGUCCUAUUGAUGGCCAGUGCUGAUUUAUUUCCUCAUUUCUGCAGAUUGACAAGGAUAAAUCACAUGUUUAUGUUUAGAGAGAUAAGAAAGAAAUCACUAAAUAUCAGAAGCGUUUUCCAGACACUUAACCUUACUAUUCCCUCUGAAUAGAAAACUAACAAUUUGAUUUCUUCCCCCUCAAAGAAAAUGACCAAUAUACAUCCUUAUAUAGCUUUAUAUAAUAAUGUUUUCUGACCAAAAUUUUAUUUUUUACUCCUUUUACAGUUUUUAAGUUUUUACUUUAGGACUGGCCUUAUAGCCUAGUGAUUAAUAGAGCUGAAUCCCAUAUGGCUG
Molecule: messenger RNA, 3337 nt
Organism: Tupaia belangeri chinensis (Chinese tree shrew)
Lineage: Eukaryota; Metazoa; Chordata; Mammalia; Scandentia; Tupaiidae
Gene: SRBD1
Product: S1 RNA binding domain 1
Exons: 21
Coding region: 39-3002 (987 amino acids)
Biological process (GO): translation; nucleobase-containing compound metabolic process
Molecular function (GO): mRNA binding; structural constituent of ribosome
Source: RefSeq, a predicted model, not a curated record